CGGCACUCGCCCUGAACGCCGUCAUUCUUCAUUUUCUCCGAAGCAGUAAAGUCUACCUUAAACGCGUCGACAAAGUUCAAUUGUUGUCCUUUUGGAAAGCUCCAGGCUCCUUUUUACCUGAUCCUGCUACUUUCUAUGAUCUUCUUUCUCUUUUUAGUAAUUUAGUCAAUAACCCUGUGUAAGGUACUUUCUUUUCUUGAUCUUUUGCAUUUUACCUUGCUGAUUAUGAAUAAAUUUCUAGAUUCAAGAACCUCAUUGAUAUCUUCUACUUUCAGACGAUCAAUUUGAUAUAUUUCCUUUAGAAUAUCUUUCUUUUGCAAUUUAAUCCCCCCCCCCCCCCUUUUUUUUUUCUCCAGUAGGGAAAGGAAGCUUGUUUCUUUUUAUGGGCUGUUGAAUUGGGUAAAAUUCAAGAUCUUGGACAGACCCUUUUGAUUUGUUGGUUAGGUUUUGAUCAGUUUGUAUGUUAAUGUACACGAAAGAAUUAAAAAUAGUGUAAUCUGGUAGUGUAUAUUAAUGGAUCAGUAUAAUAAUUCUUCACCUUCAUACCCAUAUAACACUGGUUAUGGGUACCCUCCUCAUGUUCCACCACCUUCAAAUCAACCCUACCCCACUCCCAGUUCUGGUGCAUAUCCUCCUCCUGGUUCUGGUCCAUACUUGUAUCCUCAUCAGUCCCCUCAUUAUCCUCCCCCUUACAACACUCAACAUUCUGGUCACUACUAUAACUAUCAUCCCUAUCCACCAGCUCCAACAGCACCUCCAGCGCCCGCUCGCCACCACUCCAGUUCUUUAGACUAUGGUUAUCCUCCACCACUACAUGGUGUUGCUCCUGCCUAUCCACCUCACGCAUACCCGCCUCCUGCAACAUCUUCUCCUAUGCCUGCUCUUGAACAGCAAGGCAGUUUUCAAUAUGCUGCACCUCAGCAUUAUCCACAUUCCUGGCCAGAAAGGCCUUUGGAGAGCCAACCAUCCAAAGUUCACGACUCUCUCCAACGCCAAGAUAGUGUUUCAUCUGUUAGUAAUUCUGGGGCAAGCUAUGAUCAUGGUAGAGAUGACUCCUCCACUCGCCCUUCAGCUUAUCCACCAAUCCAUGAUCUCUUAGCAAAGGUGAAUUUGUCUGAAAAUCACCCUUCUGCCCCUGCUUCUCCUCCUGCUCCGGCAUCGGCAUCAUAUCACUUGGGGCCAAACCCUGUUUCCUCAAACUACAAUGCUCAAGGGACUAUCUAUGGCCAACCUAAUUCCUUUUCAAGUUGGGGAUCGGAGUCUCCAAAACCAACCUAUCCAACUUCUUGUGCUGAACCACAGAAUACUCAGGCUAUGCAGGUUGUGCCAUUCUCGCCUUCUAAAAAAAACUUAAAAGUUUUGCUCUUACACGGUAAUCUGGAUAUUUGGGUGUACGAAGCAAAAAAUCUCCCGAACAUGGACAUGUUCCACAAAACCAUUGGGGAUAUGUUUGGGCAAAUGAGUAAUAAGAUCACAAGUGAUCCGUACGUCUCAAUUACUGUAGCUGAUGCAGUGAUUGGCAGGACUUAUGUCAUAAGCAAUAAUGAAAAUCCCGUGUGGAUGCAACAUUUUAAUGUCCCUGUUGCACACUAUGCUGCCGAGGUACAAUUUCUUGUCAAGGACGAUGAUAUAGUAGGUUCUCAGCUUAUGGGGACAGUGGCUGUCCCACUAGAACAGAUAUAUGGAGGGGGUAAAAUAGAGGGGUCCUUUCCGAUCCUAAACAGUAGCGGACGACCUUGCAAGGCUGGAGCUGUUUUGAGUAUAUCAGUCCAAUAUUAUCCAAUUGAUAAAUUAAGUGUUUACCAUCAUGGAGUUGGUGCUGGUCCUGAGUAUUAUGGAGUUCCUGGAACCUACUUCCCACUGAGGAUGGGUGGAACAGUUACUCUGUAUCAAGAUGCUCAUGUUCCUGAUGGAAGCCUACCAAAUUUGAUGCUUGACUUUGGAAUGCAAUAUGUACAUGGAAAGUGCUGGCGUGACAUUUGUAAUGCCAUACGCCAAGCCCGACGGUUGAUCUACAUUACAGGUUGGUCAGUAUGGCACAAAGUCAGACUUGUUAGAGAUGAUGCUUCUCUUGACAGUUACACUCUAGGGGAUCUUUUGAAGUCAAAGUCACAAGAAGGUGUUAGAGUGCUGCUUCUUGUAUGGGAUGACCCUACAUCAAGAAGCAUCCUUGGCUAUAAGACGGAUGGCGUUAUGGCAACCCAUGAUGAAGAGACUCGUAGUUUUUUUAAACAUUCUUCUGUAAGAGUGCUGCUUUGUCCUCGAGUGGCAGGGAAGCGUCACAGUUGGGUCAAGCAGAGGGAAGUUGGAGUAAUUUAUACACAUCACCAGAAGACGGUAAUAGUGGAUGCUGAUGCUGGCAAUAAUCGAAGAAAAAUCAUAGCAUUUGUUGGAGGACUUGAUUUAUGUGAUGGACGAUAUGAUACACCAGAGCAUCCUCUCUUUCGAACACUGCAGACAGUGCACUCUGAUGACUAUCAUAACCCUACUUAUGCUGGGAGUGUAGCUGGUUGUCCUAGAGAACCAUGGCAUGACCUGCACAGUAAAAUUGAUGGGCCUGCAGCAUAUGAUGUUCUCUCAAACUUCGAGGAGCGCUGGUUGAAGGCUUCAAAGCCUCAUGGCAUUAAAAAGUUGAAGACAUCGUAUGAUGAUGCUUUGCUCCGAAUUGAAAGAAUGCCUGAAAUUCUUGGUAUUUCUGAUGCUCCAUCUGUGAGCGGCGAUGACCCUAACGGUUGGCAUGUACAGAUUUUUCGUUCAAUUGAUUCAAAUUCAGUCAAAGGCUUUCCAAAGGAUCCCAAAGAAGCUACAAUGAAGAACCUGGUCUGUGGGAAAAAUGUACUUAUUGACAUGAGCAUACACACAGCAUAUGUGAAGGCCAUUCGUGCUGCACAACAUUUCAUUUACAUUGAAAAUCAAUAUUUUAUUGGUUCCUCAUUCAAUUGGAGUCAACAUAAAGAUAUUGGUGCAAAUAAUCUGAUUCCAAUGGAAAUUGCACUAAAAAUAGCCGAAAAAAUCAGAGCACAUGAGAGGUUUGCAGUAUACAUUGUCCUCCCAAUGUGGCCAGAGGGUAAUCCAACUGGGGCUGCUACACAGAGAAUUCUUUAUUGGCAGAACAAGACAAUGCAAAUGAUGUAUGAGACUAUUUACAAGGCUUUAGAGGAGGUUGGUCUUGAGGAUGCAUACUCUCCAGAAGAUUAUUUGAAUUUCUACUGUCUUGGUAACCGUGAGGCUGGUAAUGUUGGGGGAACUGGGAGUCCCGGCACUGCAAACACUCCUCAGGCAUUCAGUCGAAAAAACUGCAGAUUCAUGAUUUACGUUCAUUCUAAGGGGAUGGUUGUGGAUGAUGAGUAUGUGAUAUUGGGAUCUGCAAACAUCAACCAGCGCUCCCUGGAGGGCACUAGAGACACAGAGAUAGCAAUGGGAGCAUAUCAACCUCAUCAUACAUGGGCAAGAAAACAGUCAAGACCCUUUGGACAGAUAUUUGGAUAUAGAAUGUCUCUGUGGGCUGAGCAUCUUGGAGUUGUUGAGGACUGCUUCACACAGCCGGAGUCGUUAGAAUGUGUAAGACGGGUCAGGUCCAUGGGUGAAUUUAACUGGAAGCAAUUUGCAGCUGAUGAAGUAACAGAAAUGAGAGGGCACCUCUUAAAAUACCCUGUUGAAGUUGAUCGCAAAGGUAAGGUGAAGAAUCUUCCUGGAUGUCCAAAUUUCCCAGAUGUUGGUGGAAACAUAAUAGGAUCCUUCGUUGCAAUUCAAGAAAACCUUACCAUUUGAUUUCUCCUUUUUUCCUGCAUAUCAUUGGUAGAGACUUUAAUUUGAACCCUGAAGAAAUUAUACAGCCUUGAUUAGUAUCUAAAGCAGUUUUCCAUUGAUUCAUACGGUUAACAAUUAGCCAGAGGAAGAGGGUGAUAAUGUUGAGUAUAGUAGAAAAUUGUACAGUUGCUAUUUCCGGUUUAAUUUUUAUGAUUUUGAAAGUCUGUAACAAGCUAGCAACAAUUUGUGAAUUUUAGCAUAGAUUGUACUAUUCAUUUUGAGGAUACAAGUGUGUUAAUCUUACUAACGGCUUCUAUCUUUAGGUCGGACUAUGGUGGUUUAAGGUUUUACUUUAUAUUUCAAAUUAAUGUCCAAAUGAUGUUGAUGUACGUAUUGUUCUUGAAAAAUUACGAGAGUGAGAAAUGUGCAAUUGAACAGCAGUAGUUUGGAAAUCA
Molecule: messenger RNA, 4205 nt
Organism: Nicotiana attenuata
Lineage: Eukaryota; Viridiplantae; Streptophyta; Magnoliopsida; Solanales; Solanaceae
Product: phospholipase D gamma 1-like
Exons: 10
Coding region: 514-3771 (1085 amino acids)
Biological process (GO): phospholipid catabolic process
Cellular component (GO): plasma membrane
Molecular function (GO): D-type glycerophospholipase activity
Source: RefSeq, a predicted model, not a curated record